AUGCCUCUACCCAACGUCCCCAAAGCCUACGUCCCCAGGGACACCAGCACGCUGAAAAUCCCCCCCGUGAAGCGCCUCGAAUUUAAGACCGAGUACCUCUUCACAUACGUUAUGGAGCUUCCCGAGGAUGAUCCUCCCUUCAUCAUCGGCAACAACCCUGACGGAAUCUCGAUGAUUAUCACGGAGCGAGGCACGCGGGUUUCUGGGCCUCGCAUCAAUGGGAGCUUCAUCCGCGAGGGAAACGACUAUGUCACGCUUCGCCCUGACGGAAGCUCGAUCCACGAAGUGCGUUGUGUGAUUCUUACAGAUGACGGAGCGCGCAUCAAAUUCACGUAUGUUGGGAAAGGGUCCUUUGGGCCGACGGGCUACCAUGACGUCCUCAACGGGAAGAUGCCGGAGAAGGUGCGGAUUCGCUGUGGGCCGCACAUGCAGACAGACCAUCCGGAUUAUCAGUGGGUGAAUGGCCUGCAGUGUGUGGAGGUGGGCGAGGUAGAUGUACUGGGGAAGUAUGGGACAUUUGAUUGUUAUGCUGUUGUCUGA
Aspergillus versicolor CBS 583.65 is the source of this 540-nucleotide messenger RNA. RefSeq names its product DUF3237 domain-containing protein. The transcript has a single exon. The record is from RefSeq and is a predicted model, not a curated record. Lineage: Eukaryota; Fungi; Ascomycota; Eurotiomycetes; Eurotiales; Aspergillaceae. The coding region runs from base 1 to 540 and encodes 179 amino acids.